Molecule: messenger RNA, 2001 nt
Organism: Trypanosoma cruzi
Lineage: Eukaryota; Euglenozoa; Kinetoplastea; Trypanosomatida; Trypanosomatidae
Exons: 1
Coding region: 1-2001 (666 amino acids)
Biological process (GO): rRNA processing
Cellular component (GO): preribosome, small subunit precursor; nucleus; preribosome, large subunit precursor
Source: RefSeq, a predicted model, not a curated record
AUGAAAAUUAAAAAGAAGGAGCUCCGCAGGCGGGAGGCGCAGUUGCCCAUAAAUUACCCCCACCCGGAGGUGGCGGACGCGUCCGUCAGCGUUGAGGCCGCCAUCUUCAACGCGGAGGAGACUCGUGUGGAGGCCAUCUGCAGGCGGCUGGCGCACAACGAGGUGGCCGUGCGUGACGCGGUUUUGGCCGAACUGCCGCGGUACAUUCGCAGCGUGACGCAGCGGCUGGUGGGACUGGAGGCGUGCGUGGAUUUGGCCGCACUGCGUCGCUUCAUCGUCAUGCAGAGCGGCGGUAAAGGCGGCAGGUGCGGCACAAGCGGUGGGGGUGCGGGCGGGGAGAAGCGGGUGGUGAUUAAUGUGCUACGGGAGCUGGAGGCGUACCGUAACCGCGAGGAGAAUGCACGACGAGAGCAAAGACGUCAGGCGGCAAUUCGGCGUCUGCAGCAGGAGCGGCAACAGGCAGCGCGUGGUGGUGAUAACAAUAACAGGGAAGAUAACAACAACAACAAAAACAAUAAUAAUAAUAAUAACACGGGUGAUAAGAAUUACAUGGCGGCGGAGAAGGAGGGGGAAGAGGAGCUUAAAAUGCGGGAUGCAGAGCGCAAGAGCCUGCGGCAGAUAUACGGGGAAUGGAUUUCUGUGUGGUGCGAGAUGGAGCUGGUGCUUCUGAAGCUCUCCCGUGGUUUGUUCUUUUGUCUCUGGCACUCUGACAAGCCGCUCGUGCAGCUUGAGUGUGCGCAGCGCAUCGCUCGUCUCAUUCACGUUCCUCACACGAACAGUGGUAAAAUCCUUUUGUUCAGUUGUCUCAUUCGUGUGCUUAUGCGAGAGUGGCGUUCAAUGGACCGCCACCGCGCCGACAAGUUCCUCGCGUUAGUGCGGAAGAUGAUAUAUGAGCUGGCGUGCCUGCUGGAGUCCCUGGAAGCGGAGGCGCGGUUGCAGCAGCAGAGAGGAGAUGAUAACGAGGCCGGCACCAACGGUGGGGUUGACCGCUCCGCACCGGCAGGAGGGACGGUGGCGUCACGUGGUGCCUCGCCGCUUGCUGGAAGGAAGAGGGAGCGGAAUGAAGACGAGGGCGGCCCAUUCCACGGCGACGCCGAUGUAUUGACACACGACCCCCUCUGCCGUGCCCUCGACGAGGCGUGUUACGUGUUUCAGGGGCAGCUUUUGCCGGAGCCCACCGCCGUAGGUCUCUCCAUGCAUGUCUGUGACGUCCUUUUUGACGAGCUCUGCCGUGCGGCACUCUCAACUGCACUUUUUGUGGCCCUCAGCGAUCGCAUCGCGCUCCACGCAAUGAGUCGAGGGAAUUGCGUGGAGAAGCGUGUGCUGGAUUACUUCAUCUCUCCCAUGGCGGGGGGCAUGCUGUCCAGCCGUCGACGCGAACAGCAUCAGCAGAAGGACGGCCAGUUAACGUCUGUAGGGGCAUUAAACAAACGGAAGCGAUGCCGCAAAGAGGAAAAAAGUGGCAGCUGCAGCGGCCAUGAAGAGAGUGCGGCUCAUGCCGCAGCGGAUGCGGAAACACGUGCUAUUCUCCUUCAGCUAGCGGACUGCUGCAAGAAUUACUCCGUGGCGCGGCGAACCGUGCACUCGGUGCGUGUUAUGUUCACGGAAGGCGAGAUGGCGUUGCGGCAGGCAGCCAACCCCGAUGGGUACGAGGAGUUGACACGCGGGGAGCUGCGACGCCGCAUUGAGCGGGAAGUUGCAGAAGUGGGGGAAACACGGCACGCCGUUGUGGAGGAGCGCCGCAAUUUGCGUCGGUUGCGGCAACAGGAGAAGAAGCAGCUGCUGCUGCGUCUCAAGAAGAAAAAGAAGGAGAAGAAGGGAAGUAUCGUUGCUGCUGCUGCUGCCGAUAAUGACGACGACGACGAGGACGAGGCGGAGGCGGAGGCGGUGAAGCAAAAACUGGAAAAAAUGAAGAAAAAAACGAGAAGGCCGCAGCCACGCGACACCAAAAGGAAGAAACAUUACACCCUGACGAAGGAGGACCUCUACGGCGAUGAGUAA